UGUGGGACCAGGUGUCGGAGCGGGAGCGGGACCCGAAGCCGAAGCCGGAGCGGGAACGGGAGUGGGAGUGGGAGUGGCAGCGAGAGCUGGAGCUGGCGCAGGCGCAGGAGUGGGAGUGGGAGUGGGAGUGGGAGUACAUGGUGACAAAUGCAUGGUAUUCCGCUUCUCUCACAAUCGGCAACCCACACUGUGUUGAACUCCUUUCCGAUCUCGUGGAAAAAACAAAGACGAUCAUGGCCCGGGGGCGCAUGGAAGUGUCUAGACUCGAGCGGCACAUCAGAGCUGUGGAUUAUCUCAUUCCGAACCUGGAAAGGCAGGGUUUACUAGAGCAGAGGAAGUGGGUCACCAUUGCUGUGAAGGAGUUGAGAGAUGUAGCCAAGAAUGACCUUGAGAAGCUCAGGAAGGUAGUCGCUGGGCAGGCCGGGAGACACGUUAUUAAUCCCCUUAUUCUAGCUAUGAUUUUGCAAGUCCCUUACAAAAGAUCUACUCGGUUGAUUUUCCCCCAGACAGCACAUCGCUGGCGAGCGGCUCAUCGGACACCACAACGGAGCUCUGGAACAUACAAACAUGGCAGGCGCAAGGAAAUCCAAUCCAUUGUGGGCCUGGCGCUGAAAUCAUCUGUGUUCGGUAGUAUUCCUCUGGUGAAUAUCAUAGGCUUGCUAUCGCAACAAAGAUAAAUAUCCACACGCGUAAAUCCGAUGGCAACUUAAAACAGCUUGUCUCGGCUGGUUCGGUGAACCAUGGAAGGGUCAUAGGUUCGCACUUGGCGGCUUUUGGAUCGACGAACCAUCGCCAUAUUCAAGUACCCCAGUGCGGUGGAGUGUCUCCUUCUCCACGGAUGGCAAGCACAUUCUCAGCCGA
Molecule: messenger RNA, 861 nt
Organism: Suillus subalutaceus
Lineage: Eukaryota; Fungi; Basidiomycota; Agaricomycetes; Boletales; Suillaceae
Exons: 2
Coding region: 138-677 (179 amino acids)
Source: RefSeq, a predicted model, not a curated record